AUGUGGAUCUAUAUGCUUGAUACAUUGAAAAUUUUGGCUAAUGUUAUCUUUUCUGUCACGGCAGUAAUUACUAUUAUUGUCAUAGCUUGGAUAGUUUUUUGGAAAUUAAUUCUCAGUCAGAUUAGCUUUAUCCGUGAAAUUGCAGAACUUCCAAAACUUAAUGACAGCAAAACACCCAAACUUCAAACAUCAUCAUCAUCUUCUAGGGAAAAGAAAAAACGACAAUCUUCCACAUCAUCAUCCGCAACACAUAGUAGACAACAAUCAACAUCACAAAUAACGCAUGGUAAACAUAAAUCAAUUUCUUCAACACAUAGUAGACAUCAAUCACUAUCUUUGCCAUCACAUAAUAGACAGCAAUCAACAUCGACACGACAACAACAUAAUCAUAUCAAUGCAAAUAAUCCAAUAAUUCAUCAAAGAACAUUUUCUUCUUCCUCAUUAAAUCAAUAUCAAGAUGGUGGAAGUUUACCGAUGAGUAGGAGAACUUCUAAUAGAACUUAUCAAUCACAGGAUGAUGAUUCGGAUAAUAAAAGUCAUCAUAAUCAUACAAAGAGUAAUAGCAGAAAUUCUAUUAAAAAUGGUUCUUCAAACAAAAUUUUAUCUGAAAAUGAUGAAUUUUUAAAUUUUGAAGAAGGUUAUAUUUCAUAA
This is a messenger RNA of Funneliformis mosseae, 651 nucleotides long. The record is from the annotation of a GenBank genome assembly. Lineage: Eukaryota; Fungi; Glomeromycota; Glomeromycetes; Glomerales; Glomeraceae.